UAAAUAUAAAUAUAUAUGUGUCUGUUUCUAAUUUAAAGAUCAAUUGAAAAGACUUGGAAAAAUCCGAGGAGAGAAGAUUCAAGAUCUACGGGAAAACUAUACACUGUAAUUUUCCUGGGUUCGAAUCCUUCUUGGUAAUUUGUCAUUGGUCAGCCACGAAAGACCAUUUUUUUUUUUUUUUUUGUCUUCUUUUAUCAUCAUCACUUGAGAUUUGAUAGCAAGAUUAUGUUUUUUUUUAUUAUUGUUUGAUCUACAAGUUUGAAGCUGUACUCGCUUCUUGAAUUCACGCGCUUCUCGUUUCUGAGCCCCUUUCGAGGUAAAUAAUUGGGGUUGAAUUGGUUCAACCCGCUCGUUGAAAAAUCGGUUCUUGAUUGUUCAGAGUGUUGAUUUUUCGCCAAGUAUUUAAUUGGGUUUUUAUAUAUAUAUCGAAUUCCCAGUGAGAUAAUUAGUUUGUGUGUCGGAAAAUCUGAAUCCCUAAUUGUGGGAGGGGAUGUGGUGAUAUGGAAGAAAAUGCGGCAGCUCUGCACACAACUAUAAAUUCAGUGCAGGCAUUGGGAAGGGGAUUCGAUGUGAACUAUGAUACUAGGUUGCUUUAUUGCAAAGGUGUGUCUGGUUCAAGAAUUGUUGAUAUAGAUGAAGGGCACACAAGGGAUUUGUACUUGUCUGAUGAAUUAGUUGUGCCUAAUGUUUCCAAGGAUAUCAGAAAUUCGCAGGAGACGGGUGGCCGUGAUGGUUUCGGUGUUUGCAGUUAUAAUGAGAUGGUGGAAUAUUUCAACAAAAAGGCUAAUCUCUCUGGAAAUAAUACUCCACUCGGUAGUUUCAAUUCAGCUUUCAGCUUUACGGGUUCUAAGCAUAUAGAUGCCGCCUCCACAAAGUCCCUUUGCAUCGAUGGUUUUUUCAUCCCACUUGCUAAAUUUCAUCUUGCAAAUUCACCUAUGAUCUUAAACGAAAAUGUGAGAAGAGCAGUGCCGAAAUCGUGGGACCCACCAGCCUUAGCAAGCUUCAUUGAGAACUUUGGCACGCAUGUUAUUACAUCGGUAACAAUUGGGGGUAAAGAUGUAAUCUACGUCAAACAACACCUAUCAUCGCCUCUAUCUAUCGUGGAGAUCAAGAAUUAUGUUCAAGAUAUUGGAAAUCAAAGAUUUUCCACAGAAGGCCUUACAAGUUCAGGCCUAUUAAAAUACAAAGAUAAGGGAAGUGAUCCUUCUUUGUUCAACAGCCAAGGAAUAUACCCGCAACCAGCUAGUGCACCUUACCUCUCUGGGAGUGGCAAAGAAGAUGUGACAGUUAUAUUUAGAAGAAGGGGAGGGGAUGAUUUGGAACAGAGCCACACUCAGUGGGCAAAAACAGUUAGAUCAUCUCCAGAUGUCAUUGAAAUGGAAUUCUUUCCGAUAACCGAACUUCUUGAUGGUGUUAAAGGAAAUGAACAUUUGUCACGCGCCAUUGCUCUAUACCUAGAGCACAAGCCUCAGAUCGAAGAACUUAGAUAUUUCCUAGAAUUUCAGGUCCCUCGAAUAUGGGCCCCCGUACAGCAAACGUUUCCCGGACAACCUAGAAAAGAACCCGUUUGCCCUUCUUUACAAUUCAGCAUCAUGGGACAAAAGCUUUAUGUCAGCCAAGAGCAAGUUUCGGUUGGACGAAAGCCCGUGACAGGCAUGCGGCUAUGUCUAGAAGGGUCGAAACAGAAUCGGCUAACCAUCCAUCUCGAGCAUCUGGCAUCUCUUCCAAAGAUUCUCCAUCCAUACUGGGACCCACACGUUGCAAUCGGUGCACCGAAAUGGCAAGGGCCCGAAGAACAAGACAGCCGGUGGUUCGAGCCCGUGAAGUGGAAGAAAUUCUCCCACGUCAGCACUUCGCCGAUUGAGAAACCGGAGACGUUCAUAGGUGGCGAUCUCGCGGGUGUGUACAUAGUGACAGGGGCCCAGUUGGGGGUUUGGGAUUUCGGUUCGAGAAAUGUACUUCAUAUGAAGCUUCUGUAUUCGAGGCUUCCAGGUUGUACUAUACGGAGAUCGUUGUGGGAUCAUGCUCCGAACGAGAAGCAGUUGAAAAAACGGGAUAACGUGGGGGGCGACGAGUCUAGUUCGAGUGGGGGAGAAGAAUAUGUGGGGAACAAGUUGGCGAAAUUUGUGGAUGUGUCUGAGAUGAGGAAGGGGGCGGAAGAUUCUCCGGGGCAUUGGUUGGUGACAGGUGGCAAGCUUGGUGUGGAGAAGGGGAGGAUUGUACUUAGAGUCAAGUAUUCUUUGCUUAAUUAUUGAUUAGUUUGAUGUUUGAAUUAAACUUUGAUUUUGGUAAUGUUGUUAAUGUACAAUGUAUAAUGUAAUAUGGGUGUUAAGGAAUUUUCUGAGAAUGGUUUGUUGUGUUUU
Erythranthe guttata (spotted monkey flower) is the source of this 2363-nucleotide messenger RNA. Lineage: Eukaryota; Viridiplantae; Streptophyta; Magnoliopsida; Lamiales; Phrymaceae. The record is from RefSeq and is a predicted model, not a curated record.